UAUAAACUCGAAAAUGGUGCGAACGCAUGGUUGAUGCGAAUUAGUAAAGAAAAAAAACGAUUUAUUUACAACGUGAAAUUCUUUGAGAUAUAUUCAGUGCGUUUGAGCGUGUUAACUGUAAAGUGAAUUAUUAUUAUAGAAUGUUUUCGACAAAGUGCUUAGCUUAAAUGACAAACAUACAACGAAAAGUGACAAUUUAAUUCAAGUUUAAAACUAUAAACAAUUCAUUGAAGUGAUGUCUCGAUUAAAUCGAAAACAACAACAAGACAAACUUGAGCUACUUUCAAGCUUAAAUCACAUGAAUAAUUGCAUCGGUUCAAGGCAUGCUGCUGAAAAUCAGGCAUUUCAAUGUUCAGAAAUUAAUGAUACAAAUGGCUUCGACGAAACCGAUUUGGUGUUUUUAAAAGGAAUUUUAGCAAAUCCUGCUGUAACACAAACAUUCAAAAAUAAAGAUAAAUUUCAAAAGGAGAUCGAAUUAAAACCAGUUCAAUUGGAUAAUAGAGUACUGUGUCGCAGUCUUGCACAACGAUUGAGUCGAGCACGAAACACUGAUGCACGUGAACUAUCUCGAUUGCUGAGUAAGAGCCAUUUUAAAGCGUUAAUCGAAACACACGACGAAAUCGGAGCUCGAGCUCUUGAGCCACGUCCACCAAUAAAUCCGCGAAACGUAUUAUCCAAGGAAUUCAUCGAAGCAACGGAAUACGCAAUGCCUGGUGCUGAAACAAUACGAAUGGUUGGGCUUCGGCGAAAGCCAAAUGAACCGCUUGGCAUGACCGUUGAAGUAGAUGAACACAAGCAACUAAUCGUUGCACGAAUUUUAGCCGGUGGAAUGAUUGAUCGGCAAGCCCUACUUCGACCCGGCGAUGUUAUUUUGGAGGUGAACGGUGUACCUGUGUCAUCACCCGAAGCAUUACAAGAUCAAAUAAUGCUGGCAAAAGAUUCGAUUACAUUGAAAAUUGGACCGAGUGUUGAGGAGGAAAUGAAAUCAGGCAGACUCAUAAUGUCUGGUGGACAGGUAAAGCAUGGUCGUUAUUUAGACACAGGAAAAAAAUUGACGUGUUAUAUGAGAGCAUUAUUUGACUAUGAACCAGAAGAAGAUACCUUAUUGCCAUGCAAAGAAAUUGGUUUGCCAUUCCAAUACGGCGAUAUUCUCCAAAUCAUCAAUGUAAAGGAUCCAAAUUGGUGGCAAGCCAAACAUAUUGGCCAAAAUGAAGUGACCGGUUUGAUUCCAUCACAAGAAUUAGAGGAAAGGCGGAAAGCAUUCGUACCACCCGAAGCUGAUUUUGUGCAUACCAUCAGCAUUUGUGGUACAAAAAUUUCAAAAAAGAAAUUGAAGAAAUUGUACAAGUCAAAGGAAAAUGCCGAAUACGAUAAAGCUGAUUUAGUUCUCUACGAAGAAGUAACACGUAUGCCACCAUUCAAAAGAAAGACGCUGGUUUUGGUUGGUGUUCAAGGCGUGGGCCGAAGAACAUUAAAAAAUCGUUUAAUUAACAGUGACCAAACGAAAUUUGGCUCUGUUAUUCCUCAUACUUCGCGUCCGCCACGCGUUCUAGAAGAAAAUGGAAAAAAUUAUUGGUUCUUGAAUCGCGAAGAUAUGGAACGUGAGAUUCAAGAGAAUAACUUUUUGGAAAAUGGCGAAUACAAUGGAAAUCUAUACGGUACACAUUUGGAUUCCAUCCGUGAUGUUAUCAAACAAGGCAAAAUGUGCGUUUUGGAUUGUGCACCGAGUGCCUUGAAAAUGCUUCACAAUAGCACAGAGUUUAUGCCAUAUGUAAUUUUCAUUGCUGCACCUGGAAUGGAACAGUUGAAAAAUCUUUAUGCUGAACGUAGAGCAACUGGUGGCUCUCAACGCAAUUUGGCGUUUGAUCGACAAAGUUCAAUUCGAUAUAGUUCACGUAGAGCCAGAACACUUGAAUCAUUGGCUUCCUUGUAUGAGGAUGAUGAUUUGAUAGCGACGGUUGAAGAAAGUGCAUUGCUUCAACGAAAGUAUGAGAAAUAUUUGGAUAUGACCAUUGUGAAUGAGGAUUUCGACAUCACAUUUAGAAAAGUUAUCGAAGCGCUAGAGGCUCUAAGUCACGAACAUCAGUGGGUUCCUGUUAAUUGGAUCUAUUAAAUCGACUUGCAGCUCAAUUAAAUUCAACUCAACGAUUCACCCCUCGACAAAAACAAUAAUUAAAAAGUAUUUUUCUAUAUUUAACUGAUUAGCAUAUUUAGAAAAGAACAGGGCGCUCGCACAAAGUGCGCACUAAGUUUGGAACAAAGAAAGUCAUGCAUUUACUGCCCGGUUUAUUUACAAGAUAAAAAAAAAAAUGAAAACCGUACGAAUUAAAUGUGUAAGCGGGAUGCAAUAUUUAAGUUACGAUGCCGACAAAGUGUUCGACACAACGUUUGAAAUCAGUCAGAAAAAAUACAAAUUUUACAACCAACAUAUAUAGCAUAUUAGUUAGUUUUAGAAAAAAAUGUGCAUCAAUUUAAACAAAAAUUUAUUUUGGUUCUUUUUCUUUGUCAAAAUUGAUAAUCUUACAUAUAUAUCGAAUGUUUCUUUUAUGUCAGAGCAAAUCGUUUUUAUCUUUUUAUAUGUUCGUCAUUUUUUUCAUUAAUUUUAUUUACUGUGUUGUUAGCCGUAUUGAAAAUUAAACUGCGUCCAUAAAUGAAAUCUCAUUGUUGUAAACACACAUAGUAAUUUAGAAUAUAAGUCGACAAAAUACCAUAGUUUUACGAGAGAAGAGAAGAGAAGAGAAGAUAAAAUCACAUUUAUAUACAUCCAAUUUUCUGCUCAUUUUUUCGAUCCUUUUUUUUAAUAAAUACAAUCAUGAAAAGAACGUCAGUUCGAAUGACCAACAUUAUUUAUGUAGCAUGCGGACACCAAACAAAUGUGUAUUUAAUACAAAUAAAUUGAUAUUCGCAACAAA
Molecule: messenger RNA, 2912 nt
Organism: Contarinia nasturtii (swede midge)
Lineage: Eukaryota; Metazoa; Arthropoda; Insecta; Diptera; Cecidomyiidae
Gene: vari
Product: MAGUK p55 subfamily member 6
Exons: 12
Coding region: 236-2113 (625 amino acids)
Cellular component (GO): cell-cell junction; plasma membrane
Molecular function (GO): protein binding
Source: RefSeq, a predicted model, not a curated record